AAAGAUUUCUCUUGUUAUCAAGCAUAGCAUUAUUAUGAGCUUUUGGUGUUGGAUUGUCACAGUUUAUUCUUGAGGUCCAUUCUUGAUUUCUUGCUACAAAAAUACAAUAUAAGAAUUGACUUCUUUCAGAAGGAAGUGAUUGGAGGCUUUAUGUUAAUGUGCUGAAAAACUGUAAACCACUAAACCUCCUAUCCCAGACAAAAAUGUCAGCCGGACAGGAUGGAUUUCUAGGCCGAUCGAAGGCAGAAUGGACGCCGACUCGCGACGCAUACUUGGUCGAACUCCUCAUAGAGCAGCACAAGAAUGGAAGAACAGCUUACAAUGAAUUUAAGAAUGAAGUGAUUAAGGCUGUCACAUGGGAUUUCAACAAGAAGUUUUGCUUGAACUUGGAAGAGAAUCAAAUCAAGAAUCGAUACAAUGUUAUGAAGAAAGAUUAUGGUGUUGUCAAAACACUACUUAGUCACAAGGAAUUUGCCUGGGAUGAAACUAGGCACAUGGUUGUGGCUGAUGAUAAAGUUUGGGACAGUUAUAUUAUGGUAAGAUGUGAAGCUAGACCUUUUCGGCGCAAGAGCUUCCCUCUGUAUAAACAGAUGGCAAUCAUAUUUGAAGGGGAAAGAGGCACUCCAAAAGCUCAUUUUCCAAGUGGAGCAAUAGCUACAGCAGAAGAAGGAAAUAGCUACACAGAAACGGUCCGGUCUUCAGAACCAUGUAAUCUUCCAACACAAGUAAUUGAUUGCACGCUUGAUUCUGAUUCGAUAAUCCGGAUCAACGACCUGCGAAUCAAGAAGAACAAAUUUGUUAGUCCAAGCGAAUCAUUUCGCAAGAAAAGAGCACACUGCAAAUUUGGCGAAACUAUAGAGAACGUGUUGUAUGAGGUUUUUACAGCAGCUAACUGCAAAGCCAAGCAGAGAAAUGAAGCCAAUGCAGCAAUGUAUAAGAACUGCUUGGUGGAAUUGCAGAAAUUGGAGGAGUUGGAUGAGUUUGAGUUUGCAAAGGCUGUUAAUGCUCUUAAAGAUGACAAGAACGCCGUUGCUUUCAUGACUAUAAAAGGGCCUAGACGUUUAACUUGGUUAAGAUCUUUAUGGCACUCAGAGCAGUAACAUUGAUAGUCAAUUUGGCAGAAUUAGACAAUCAUGUUUCAACAAAAAUUCUAUUCUUCUGAGAUUAAUA
Arachis duranensis is the source of this 1170-nucleotide messenger RNA. RefSeq lists its product as uncharacterized. The record is from RefSeq and is a predicted model, not a curated record. The transcript has 4 exons. Lineage: Eukaryota; Viridiplantae; Streptophyta; Magnoliopsida; Fabales; Fabaceae. Bases 204 to 1100 code for a protein of 298 amino acids.